Scomber scombrus (Atlantic mackerel) is the source of this 3283-nucleotide messenger RNA. RefSeq names its product liprin-alpha-3-like. Gene Ontology annotation, molecular function: protein binding. Gene Ontology annotation, biological process: synapse organization. The record is from RefSeq and is a predicted model, not a curated record. Bases 16 to 3243 code for a protein of 1075 amino acids. The transcript is spliced from 29 exons. NCBI's taxonomy places the organism in Eukaryota, Metazoa, Chordata, Actinopteri, Scombriformes, Scombridae. Gene Ontology annotation, cellular component: presynaptic active zone.
GAGCGUAGUCUGAGGAUGACAGUGGUAAAAAGACAGGCCCAGUCCCCAGCGGGGGUUUCCAGUGAGGUGGAAGUCCUCAAGGCCCUCAAGUCUCUGUUUGAGCACCACAAGGCCCUGGAUGAGAAGGUUCGAGAGCGGCUCCGUGUAGCCCUUGAGAGGGUGUCCAUGUUAGAGGAUCAACUUGCAGCGUCUUCUCAAGAGGUAAUCUCUUUAAAAGACCAAAUUAAAAGACGUCAACAAGGGGUGGACGGCGGGAAAGAUCGACUACCCAAUGGCCCCUCCUCUGGCCUGGAGGACAGUGAGCUCGAAAGACAGAGAGAAGGAGAGAUAGAGCGGCAGAGAGCUGAACUCUCCCAGCUGAGGGAAAGGCUGGCCCUCAUGUGCCGACAGGUUGGGGAAAUAGAGGAACAGCUUGCAGCCGCCAGGAGGGAGGUGACGAAGUCAGAAGAGGCCAAUCAGAAGCUCCAAAGGGAAGUGAAAGAGGCCCUUUGUCAAAGGGAGGACAUGGAAGAAAGGAUUACAACACUAGAACGCAGGUACCUCAGCGCCCAGAGGGAGGCGACUUCUCUCCAUGAUAUCAAAGACAAGCUGGAAAAUGAGCUGGCCAGCAAGGAGUCCCUGCACAGACAGAGUGAAGAGAAGAACAGACAGCUACAGGAACGUCUGGAUGAAGCAAAGCAGAAGCUCCAGCAGACCCUACAGAGGGCAGAGACACUGCCUGAGAUUGAGGCCCAGCUUGCCCAAAGAGUUGCUGCUCUCAACAAGGCAGAGGAGCGCCACGGAAAUUUUGAGGAGCGACUACGGCAAAUGGAGGCCCAACUUGAGGAGAAGAACCAAGAGCUACAGAGGGCGAGGCAGAGGGAGAAGAUGAACGAUGAACACAACAAACGGCUCUCAGAUACGGUGGACAAGCUUCUUUCAGAGUCCAAUGAGAGACUGCAGCUCCACCUCAAAGAAAGGAUGGCAGCGCUAGAGGAGAAGAAUGCUCUUUCAGAGGAACUGUCCAAUAUGAAGAAAAUCCAAGAUGAUCUAAUAGCUAAUAAGGAGCAGCUCCUUGCUGAGCUGGAGCGAAUCCAACUGGAGCUGGAUCAGCUGAGAGGCCGGCCUGGCUCUUCUUAUUCCAGGGCGGGCAGCGUGAGCUCCCUUCCCUCCACCCUUUUUCGGCGAUCCCUUCCAGGGAGCGCAUCGGAGCUACGGUACCCCCAGGGUGGUGGCUCACUCCCAGCUGGCUACAGCACUUCCUCUGGUGGGGUCGUGGUCAGGCGGGCACACCGUGGCCGGUGGGGGCCUGCGAGAGAUGAUAGUAACAAGUAUGGAGAGUGGGACAGUAGCACUAUGCUGGGUCCUGGGUAUGAGGUUGGUGUGGAGGGAGGCUGCUCUGAUGACGAGGAUGACAGAGAGACUCUGUUUGGAUCAGAGCUUCUCUCUCCCAGCGGACAGACAGAUGUACAGACUCUGGCCAUCAUGCUACAGGAGCAAUUGGAGGCCAUCAACAAGGAGAUUAAGCUGAUUCAGGAGGAGAAGGAAAGCACAGAGCUAAGGGCGGAGGAGAUUGAGAGUCGGGUCAGCAGCGUGGCCCUCGAUGCAUCACCUCUUCCGCCAUCCUCGCUUGGAGGACGCGACAGCGUUGGGAGGGGCUACAUGACUCCCUCCAUCACCUCCUCCACAUUGGCAUCUCCCUCACCACCAAGUUCUGGACAUUCCACCCCCCGCCUGCCACAUUCUCCUGCAAGGGAGACAGACAGACAGAAUAGCAAAGAUGGUGAGGAGUGCCGAGCCCUUGCCCUGAUUGACUCCACACCUCCCCCUGUUCCCCGAGCCCUGCGAUUAGACCGAAUGACGCACACUCACCCAGGGGCAGGUCUCGAUGACCACCGUGAAUUUCGCAGUCUCUCUGCUGAUGGGUCCACCACUGCUAGCCAGGAUUCCCUGCACAAAGCCAGCAAAAAGAAAAGCAUUAAGUCAUCAAUUGGUCGUCUCUUUGGCAAAAAGGAGAAAGGAAGGAUUGGUGCACCUGGGCGCGAAUCUGUCUCACUGGCCUCCACACCUUCAGAUGAUCUGGGUUCAGCAGACCCAUUAGGCCUGGCUAAACUCGGGACUGGAACAGUUGAGAAAGACCGCCGCAGCAAAAAGAAGCAUGACCUGUUAGAGGAAGCCUGUCGUCAGGGUCUGCCUUUCGCCUCAUGGGAUGGUCCUACUGUUGUUACAUGGCUUGAGCUGUGGGUUGGGAUGCCAGCAUGGUAUGUUGCAGCGUGUCGUGCCAACGUGAAGAGUGGUGCAAUUAUGGCCAACCUGUCAGACACAGAAAUCCAGAGGGAGAUCGGCAUAAGCAACCCUCUACACAGGCUCAAACUCCGCCUGGCUAUCCAGGAAAUGGUCUCCCUCACUAGUCCAUCUGCACCUGCGAGCACGCGCUCUUCGACCAGUAAUAUUUGGAUGACACAUGCUGAGAUGGAGUCUCUCACUGCUGCCACCAAGCCAGAGCAGAAGGAGUUCAGCUGGGACCAGAUCCUGGCUUAUGGAGACAUGAACCAUGAGUGGGUGGGAAAUGAGUGGCUGCCCAGCCUGGGUCUGCCCCAGUACCGCUCCUACUUCAUGGAGUCACUGGUGGACGCCCGCAUGCUCGAUCACCUCACCAAGAAAGAACUGAGGGGGCAGCUGAAGAUGGUUGACAGUUUCCACAGGGUGAGUCUCCACUAUGGUAUCAUGUGCUUGAAGCGCUUGAACUACGACAGGAAGGAGCUGGAGAGGAGGAGGGAUGAGAGUCAACAUCAGAACCAAGAUGUGAUGGUGUGGUCCAAUGAGCGAGUGAUGUGCUGGGUGCAAUCUAUUGGUCUCAAAGAGUUUGCAGACAACCUAUUAGAAAGCGGGGUCCACGGGGCCCUCCUGGCGUUAGAUGACACCUUUGACUUCACUGACUUGGCCCUUCUUCUUCAGAUACCCAAUCAGAACACACAGGCAAGGCAGCUCCUAGAGAAGGAGUACAAUGCCCUCAUCUCCAUGGGAACAGAGAGGAGGCCAGAUGAGGAUGGCACGAAAACAUUUACACGGUCACCAUCAUGGAGGAAGAUGUUCAGAGAGAAGGACCUCCGCGGUGUGACCUCUGAUUCCUCAGAAACAUUACCUGCCAACUUCCGUGCCUCCGCCAUCUCUACCCCUUCUGUCACCCUGAGAAAGGUCCAGAGUGAAGUAAACUCUGGUCCAAGAGGAGAGUCGGGGUCAGUGAGAACGUAUUCCUGCUAAAAGAUAAGCACACCAGAACCCCACCUCCAUCCUAACCCAA